Molecule: messenger RNA, 1773 nt
Organism: Anguilla rostrata (American eel)
Lineage: Eukaryota; Metazoa; Chordata; Actinopteri; Anguilliformes; Anguillidae
Exons: 6
Coding region: 685-1362 (225 amino acids)
Molecular function (GO): DNA binding
Source: RefSeq, a predicted model, not a curated record
CGUGGCAACGUGAGGGAGCUGCCUUGUCUUUUCGUGGGCAACAGCGAUUGGACGCGCGAGCAGUUUGUGUGUUUUGUAAUUUUGGACACACAGGUGCCAAACUGAAACGCACUUUUUAUGUAAAUAUAGCACCAUAUGUCUUCGGCCAAGUUUGGUCACCUGACGUUCGACUUCUGUGCAGUGACUCUAACUUCCUGUGAUCUGCAUGCUUUUGGAAACUUGCACGUAGACUAGUUUAGGGUUCGUUUUUGGGUUAAAAGAACUACAUGUUUUUCGGCUGCUCAUUUAUACCUGAAAAGGUACGUAGGAUCAUAGCACUGAUAGACUGCAAUAACCACUUUGGAAUCGUACCGGGUGGGGGGAAAGGCUUUGGGUAACAGUUUUAUUGACAGUUUGAGACAAGGAAGUAAUCGUUAAAAUUAAAUGUUCCAAUGGUGUGCAAUUAUACUGCUACAGUUUUGUUUUCAGUGUGGCAUUUACACAUACGGUGCGUCACAGCGAGUAGCUACUGUACACGUCGAACUUGACAAUGACUUAGAAGUGAUGCAUUAAAGGCUAACUUUAGCCAUUUUUUAAUUGGAUUUAAAAAAAGGCACCACCGUAUGCCACUAGCCUGAUUCUGUUUACUGACCAGCGCACGUGUUCUCCGAAGCUGAUUUACUCAGAAAUUUGGGGGUGACAGCAAUGCCUCAAAUCACAGCCGCGGCAAUACUUCAGAUUGCUUUGCUGCUGUCAGCACUGCCUGCGCAAUACUUGAUAUCCAAAUGGAGCGGGAGCGAUACGGUGCAACGACAUCGUGCAACGCAACGGCUCAUUGGCGCGUGGAAAGAUUUAAGGAAAUCUUACCUGAAUUUGACCGUGUGGACAGACUGGCUGGACCAAUGGAUUAAUUCGUUAAUAUUUUCUGAUGAACCGGGAGAUGACGAUCAAGGGGAAUCUCCCGCUUUGGAGAUACAAAUGCACGACAAUGACCAAGGUUACUUUGGAGCCUCCCGGGAGGUCCGCAGUCCCCGGCCCCCCUACGUCCUGCACCGGGUGGGGCAGGUGGUGAUGGAGAAGAGGAACCGCAUGGUCGGGGUCAUCGUCAGCUGGGACGACAGACUCAAGGCACCGCCGGAGUGGAUCAAGAAGAUGUACUCUGGCUUCGAGGUGCAGAAAGCUAUGGACACGCCCCACUACAAGGUCAUCUUCAGCGGCCCCGGAUCCAGCUCUUUCAUGGUUGGCUACCUCCCUCAAGCGUCGCUGGAGCUGUUCACAGGCUUCAAGCCGGACAUCCCCACACUGGAGCGCUACUUCAGCCACCAUGACGGGACGCGCUUCGUCAUGCAGCCCUGGCUGCAGGAGCGCUUCCCUGAGGACUAGCAGCAGGCCGAGCCGCGGGGGUGGGGGAGGGGCCCAGACAGCGCACCCUGCUGGCGGCCGAAUGAACUGCGCGACAGCAGAGGGAGAACGAGGCUGAGACGGACGACCGACAGCACGCUGCAGAAAUGCGCCGUUCCUGCGACACUGACUGCGACCCCACGCCGCAGGGAAUGCGCUGACUGUCACACUGUCACCACGGCGAUUGUGAUUUUCAGUGACUGAAUCAGGUGAUUCAAUCACUCGUUGAAUCACUGAGUGACCGAAGUCCUUUUCAAUGCCACGUUCUUGCCUCUCCUGUACCAUUCAAAUGAACACAACUCAGUGGAUCAGUUACACUUAACUACUGUGAGAAUCCACCUGAGACCGAGGAAAAAAAAAUCAACCUUCACAAAAUAAAAUAUUGCUGGUGAC